AUGUCGUAUUCCGACGACUUUUUCGAUGAGGAGCUAGAGUUUUCCAUCCUCAAUGCCUUCAAUCAAGGACAGGAGAACGCCGAUCAAGCCUCCGUGGAUGGAACUCAAUCCAACCAAAACCAAGAGGGAAGUCAGGAAGUUGUUGAAAACCAGGCAACUCCUGAUCUUGCCUUCCAGGGGAAUCCCUAUGGCUACAAUCAGCCCCAGCAACAGCUGGUGCAGCAACAGGUCGAGCAACCGGUCCAGCAACAUUCCUAUCCCCCUCCACCGGCCCCAUACGUUCCUCAACAGUAUGGUAUGCAGCCGCAGUUUAACAUCCCACAGGGGCAACCCUCCGUCGCAGCAGAGAUGGCGUAUCCUCCGCAUCACCUGUCUGCUCCGACCAUGGCGCAAGCCUAUCCCCCUGUCCUGGCACCACAAGCCGGCUUCCCGCCACAGCUGCCCAUUCCCAACCAGGUACUGCACGGGGGCGUGAAACUUACGCAUAACAGGAAACGGAAAUUCGAGCCCGGAAAUGACCCGGGUCGAAUUUACCAAAAGCCAUCCGGGCUGGGUCCUUGGGGCCCGAUAGUCCCGGCAAAGCAGCCCUAUCACACAUUUGAAUACUGCAAAUCCACGGCUGAACUGAAGCCGAUGCGGAUGUUUUCCAAGGAGGAGCUGAUUCUCUUCUUCCAUGGAGUAGGGCACCCGAACCCCAACCGGAGGCUGACCCUUUGGAUCCAAAACACACCGGCGCAAUCUAACGACCGCUACGCCAACGGUCCCAGCUCCGGUAAGUGCCGCUACGUGGACUGCCGAGCUGGUCAAAACACCAUCCUGAAAGGCUUUUUCCGUGUGGCCUUUGAUGAGUUCUCCGACCAUACCGGUGUGACCUUGGAUCCGUUCCACAAUGCGGGAUACAUGCAUCUCCAUUGCUUUGAGGAACUCUUCGAUCUUGGCUACCUCAUCCACUACGGGGCCGCUGCUUACGGCUUCUCCAUUCGGCCAGACACCCGUCAGUUCCCGUUCGAGACGCGGAACACGGCAGGCAUUACGCGGGACCACCAAGAGAUGGCUAAUGCCUACCACGAAUGGGUAGCCCAGCAGAAGGCCAGGGUUGAUUUGAUCCGAGCCCAGAAUGAGUAUUAUACAGGUUUUGACCCUCACUGGGUUCCACCUCAUAAUCAGCGGCUCGGAUAUGCUCUCACCAUUGCCCACAUGUCUCUAGAAGUCAAGGGCCGCGCACGAAAGCGCGAGGAGCGUGGCGGCGUCCAUAUCGGCCAACACCUGGGCAAUCUGGAUGUCCACAACAAGCUGAAGCGACGGGAGGCCCGGAGAAAGCGCCGGGAGGCGAGGAACCAAAGCGAUACCAGCGAGUCCUCGUCGUCCUCAGGCUCACAACAGCCCUCAAACAGCCCUCAGCCAGGCAACGGGUUUGGCUUCGGCAAUAACAACAGUCCGGCCUAUGUGCGACUCGGCACGCCGGUGCUUCCGGACAACAAUAUCUACGGCGCCCCACCUCCGCAGCAACCUGUUCACUGGUCCAACUCCCGACAAUCUUCUCAAGAGGACGAGGAAGCGGACGACGGCUCGCGGGGCCGCAAGCGGAGGCGCAUCGAGGGGGCCCAAACCCAAACCCAGCCUGCCUGGACAGGCCAAGCCCAACCCCAGCAUGGCUGGCCCCCCGCCUCAGAGUUCAGCCCUCGCACCACACGCCAGCGCAGCCGCGAGACAGGUGAGUCCAUCCUGGGGAUGAUCACAUCCCAGCCACACCUCACGCGCAGCACGGCCCAGCAGGUGCAGGAACUCCUGCAGAGCGAGCCGCAGCACGUCCAGGCCGAGGUCCAAACACAAAUCCAGCAGGCGGCGCCCCAAUAUGCUCCCCUCGUGAUGCCCCCGCCCGAUAAUGGCGGUGUUGACCGCAUGUGGGUGGAGCCGCAGGACAACCUCGAGGCGCGGCUGGGCAGGCUUCCCAGGCGCCAGCGCAGGGAGGUGGAUGAGUUCGUCAGGCGGCGCGAGAGGAGGGGGGGGAAGAUUAAGUAUCAGAGUCUGUGA
Messenger RNA from Canariomyces notabilis, 2034 nucleotides. RefSeq lists its product as uncharacterized. NCBI's taxonomy places the organism in Eukaryota, Fungi, Ascomycota, Sordariomycetes, Sordariales, Chaetomiaceae. The transcript is spliced from 2 exons. Bases 1 to 2034 code for a protein of 677 amino acids. The record is from RefSeq and is a predicted model, not a curated record.